AUGAGAUAUUCUUUGUGCAUUCUAAUAAUUCUGUCGACGGUAAUUGUGAGUUUUGGAGUAGAACUGAAUGUUGUACAUGAGUGGAAAUAUUGUGAGUAUGAAUGGAAGAAUCAGCAGCAGAAGGAAGAUGCUAUAAAUUCAAAAUCUUACGACCCUUCCUUAUGCGCCUUCUUCGAUGCAACUAAAGCAGAUGAUGGCAGAGUAUUUAUUACUACACCAAAAUAUGUUGGCCAUGGUGUACCUGCAAGUUUGGCGACAGUAACUAAUACGACAGGACCAGGAGGGCCACUUUUGCGCCCAUAUCCUGAUUGGAGUUGGCAUAAUAAGAGUUGCAUGUGUGAUAGUAUCAUCAAUGUUCACCGAAUACAUAUUAAAUGCAAUCAUAUCUUCGUUUUGGAUUCCGGUGAAAACGGACAUAAACAAAUUUGCAAUCCAAAACUAUUGAUCUUUAACUUAAAAGAUGAUACGUUAGUUAAAACUAUUUAUAUCCCAUUUGAUAUAGCUACUAACGAAAGGGGUGUUGGGUUAUUACUAGCGCCUUUUACAUAUGUUCCCGGAGAAUGCACACAGUUUCUGGAUAACAUGAUCGUUUGUAUUCUCUCUUUUAAUCACAGUAAUAUAAUAUAUUCGUACAAAUUCGAAUCUGAGUAUAUGAAACAUACUGACACUUCUUUCACUAUAGCAGGCGAAAAUUUUACUUUCGUAAGCGAUGUCUUCGAUAUGACAAUCGUUGACGACGAACUUUAUUACAUUAUUGUGUCGGCAAAGGAAAUGUAUAAAAUAAAACUAAAGAAGCUAUUAGAAUGUCCAAAUAAAGAAGAAGCUAAUAAAAAUAUUGAACUUGUGACCAAAUUACAAAGUCAAUCGGUACAUAUCACAUCAGUGGGAGAUAUAAUAUUUUAUGGCAAUACUGUUAAAACGGCCAUUUUGGGAAAGAACGUUUCUAAGAAAUCUAUAAAUAAAAACACGGUGGUGAUCGCCCAAGACUACAAAAAUCUUCAAAGUGUAAGUUCGAUGAAAACUUUACAUUAUUGGAAUCAGUUAACAGGAGUAUCAAAUAGGUAUCAACGUUUCGCUGCUGGUACACUAAAACUAGAUGAAAUAAACGGCCAUUAUUUCGAAAUGGAUUUAACAGAAGUACUGAAGACGAUGAAUUCGAUUCCUUCUGAAACUAUUCAGUCUUAA
Messenger RNA from Trachymyrmex septentrionalis, 1185 nucleotides. RefSeq names its product major royal jelly protein 1-like. The coding region runs from base 1 to 1185 and encodes 394 amino acids. Gene Ontology annotation, cellular component: extracellular region. The transcript is spliced from 6 exons. NCBI's taxonomy places the organism in Eukaryota, Metazoa, Arthropoda, Insecta, Hymenoptera, Formicidae. The record is from RefSeq and is a predicted model, not a curated record.